AUGGUGGGGCAGGAGCAACACGGGGCAUGGUGGGCCAGGAGCAACACGGGGCAGAGUCGGGCAGGACCCCCUGCCCUCAAGACAACAGUACCUCCAGCCCCCUGCCCUCAACACAACAGUACCCUCCAGCCCCUGCCCCUCAACACAACAGCACUCCAGCCCCUGCCCUCAAGACCAGUACCUCCAGCCCUGCCCUCAAGACAACAGUACCUCCAGCCCCUGCAGGCACACAACAGUCCUCCAGCCCUUGCCCUGGAAACAGUACCUCCAAAAACAGCACCAGGCCCCUCAAGACAACAGUACCUCCAGCCCCUGCCCUCAACAACAACAGCACCUCCAGCCCUUAAGACACAACAGCACACAACAGUACCAGCCCCUGCCCUCAACACAACAGCACCCAGCCCCCCUGUCUCAACACACAACAGUGCCAGCCCCCUGCCCUCAGCCCUCAACACAACAGUACCUCCAGCCCCUGCCCCACUCAAGACAACAGCCCCUGCCCCCAAGACAACAGUACCCAGCCCCAGUCUCAACACAACAGUACCCCCGUCCUGCCCUCAAGCAUGCCAGUGCACCCAGCCCCUGCCCUCAAGACAACAGUACCUCCAGCCCCCUGCCCUCAACACAACAGCACCUAGCCCCUGCCCUCAACACAACAGCCUCCAGCCCCUGCCUCAACACAACACCUCCAGCCCCCUGCCUCAAGACAACAGAAUUUCCAGCCCCUGCCCUCAACCUCCAGCCCCUGCCCUCAACACAACAGUACCUCCAGCCCCCUGCCCUCAACACAACAGUACCUCCAGCCCCCUACCCUCAACACAACAGUACCUCGAGCCCCUGCCCUCAACACAACAGUACCUCCAGCCCCCUGCACUCAACACAACAGUACCUCCAGCCCCCUGCACUCAACACAACAGUACCUAG
Molecule: messenger RNA, 924 nt
Organism: Homarus americanus (American lobster)
Lineage: Eukaryota; Metazoa; Arthropoda; Malacostraca; Decapoda; Nephropidae
Product: mucin-2-like
Exons: 2
Coding region: 1-924 (307 amino acids)
Source: RefSeq, a predicted model, not a curated record